AGUGCAGUGCUGGCGGCUCGGCUCCCGGGCGUAAGGCGGGCUGCUUCUCAAGUGUGUUUCUCAAGCGCUGACGGGCCGCGCUGGCGGACCCCGGCUCUGGCGACAGCACGGAGGCGCAGGCUGUGUCCGAUGGCUCGGGGCCGGGCACCGCCAGUCCCCGGACGGCCCCUCCGGUGACGGUGCUGGUGAUGCGGCAGGACGAGGCCGCGGCGGAGAGCGCUCUGAGGCCGGGCCUGGCGGGGAGCGAGGCGGCGGCGGACGCCGAGGACGAGGCGGGGGAGGACGACGCCGACUUACUGGACACAUCGGACCCGGCGGGCGGCGGCGAGAGUGCGGCCAGCCCGGAGGAGCUGGAGGACGAGGAUGCGGAGGGUGGCGGCGCAGUGCGCAGGCGAGGCUCUAAGACCUGCACCUACGAGGGCUGCCGCGAGACCACCAGCCAGGUAGCCAAGCAACGCAAGCCCUGGAUGUGCAAGAAGCACCGCAACAAGAUGUACAAGGACAAGUACAAGAAGAAGAAGAGCGACCAGGCACUGGGCUCUGGCGGCCCCUCCGCGGCUAGCACAGGCAACGUCAAACUGGAGGAAAGCACAGACAACAUACUCUCCAUUGUCAAGCAGAGAACAGGAUCUUUUGGGGAUCGCCCUGCAAGACCUACUCUUUUAGAGCAAGUGUUAAAUCAGAAAAGACUGUCAUUACUAAGAAGUCCAGAAGUUGUCCAGUUUUUGCAGAAACAGCAGCAGCUACUAAAUCAACAGGUUUUGGAGCAAAGACAGCAGCAGUUCCCUGGAGCGCCGGUAUGAGGGCUUAGGAAGUCUGCUGUGCUUUACCUUGCUGUAAUGGAUGGGUGUGCUUUUAGACUAAGACGAUGCCCUGAUAAUCAGGCAUUGGUGGUGUACAUGUGGAAUCCCUGAACUUGGAAAACUGAGCCAAGAGGAUCCCAAGUUCAAAGCCAGCCUGGGCUACAUAGCAAGUUCCUUUCUCAAAAAAGAGAAAGAGAGAGAGAGAGAAAUAGAAAAACUACUUUCCUGUAAAUGUGUGUGUGUGUGUAUUUGAGGAUAAAUAAGUAUUAAUUUUUUGCAUUUAAUUGUUUCAUAUCACUAUGAGUUUCAAAAAAAUCACCUUUAUAGUUUUUAAUGUUUUUCUUCAGUUCUCCUUACUGAAGCUAAUGAGGCAGUUACUUUCUGUGGAAGUCAUAAAAGUAAUAGUAAUAUCAACACCUAGUGCUGUGAUUCUCAUCAAGAAGCACUGUAAAGGAAUGGUAUGUUUUGGGUUUUCACAAUGGCCUUGUACUAGGCUGUAGUGAGGGGCCAGGAAUCUUAGCGUUCUGCAGCAUCUGUGGUAUUCCAUCAGCUACAUGUAACCUUGCCAGUAAUGCGCCUCAGGUGCAUUGAUAACCUGAGGCCAGCACAAGGUCAGGUGCUCGUAGUAACCUUUCUGUAUAGUUCAAGUGGAGUUCUGAAAGCUAAGCAUGUUUACACUCUGAGGUCUUCAGUGACUAGAGAGAGAGAGAGUCCAUUAAAGUUGGUGCCUCCGUGGUUGGGGGGGGGGUCACUCUCCUUUAAAGCAGGUCGAAUUGUGAACAAUUCAGAUAUACUCAGCCCAGCAAGGCUAGGACAGAGUUAGUUUUCUUAUAGUCAUUCUUAAUGUUCUUCAUAAAGGAGAUCCUGAAGGUAGAUUAACACUCACUUAUUGUCAGUGCUUUUCAAAAUUGAGCACUUAUUCCUAGCUACUGUUAAAGGAAUGAUGCGUUAUCUGGGUACUUUUUUUUUUUUUUGUACUUUUUCCUAGGAAAACUUUAAAGAGGCAAAAAUAUCAUAAGAUACAGUAUCAGAUGUCAAGAGAGUAUAUCCAGGAGUAAGUUAAUAAGUGAGUCAAGGCCAAAUGUGUCAGUUGGUUGAUUCCUAAACCUUGAAAUAUAUACGAUGUUAAACUUAUAGCUAUGAUAAGAACUCACAGGGCUACAGAUGCAGCUUAGCCUUACUGUGCCUGCCUAGCGUGUGCAAGGCCCUCAGCCCACUCCCACCCUCACCACCACGAUAAACAGAUGCAAGGAGAAGAGUGAUUUUCUUCAUUUUUGUUCUAUACUUGUGUAUCUGAAAAAGACCCUUUGCCAAAAUUAUUCAAUAAAGGCCAGCUGUUGAAUUUCUGA
Molecule: messenger RNA, 2152 nt
Organism: Grammomys surdaster
Lineage: Eukaryota; Metazoa; Chordata; Mammalia; Rodentia; Muridae
Gene: Rfxap
Product: regulatory factor X associated protein
Exons: 3
Coding region: 189-803 (204 amino acids)
Biological process (GO): regulation of transcription by RNA polymerase II
Cellular component (GO): nucleus
Source: RefSeq, a predicted model, not a curated record